AAGGGGAGAAUAACGUCCCCGGUGCAAGGCUUCACGGAAGACUUCAUAUAUAUAUAUACGAAAUAUACAUAUCUAUAUCUAUAAGUGUAGAUAUAGAUCUAUUUUUCUCUCUGUUUUGGGGGAUUUUUUGGGAAUAUUUGCUUCAUCAGUGCAAGCUCCUCCUAGGGACACCCCGGUGUGGCGGUAUCCCUUCGCGAUGCAAAGAUGGCGCCCCUGCUCCCUCGCCGAGGCACCGACGCUUUCCGCCGCUUCACCCAGGAAUCGCUGGCGGAGAUCGAGAGGCUCAAGGCGGAAAGCGCCGAUGCAGCAGGAGUAGGGGGGCCCAAGGGGGAGGAGCCAACGGCCCCCAACGCCGAUCUGGAAGCCGGCAAGAGUCUGCCCAUGAUCUACGGAGACCCCCCAUCAGAGCUGCUCAACACGCCUCUGGAGGACCUGGACCCCUUCUACCAAGCACAGCACACAUUCAUCGUGAUCACUAAAGGAAACACAAUCUUCAGGUUCAACGCUGAGCCGGCCUGCCACAUUCUGAGCCCCUUUAGUUUGGUUAGAAGAGGAGCCAUCAAAAUUCUCAUACAUUCAUUAUUUAGCAUGUUUAUCAUGAUUACCAUUCUAUCGAAUUGUGUAUUCAUGACGAUGAGCAACCCACCGGCAUGGAGUAAAACCGUAGAGUAUGUUUUUACUGGUAUCUACACCUUCGAGGCAACAGUCAAAGUGCUGUCCCGAGGUUUCUGUUUAGGAUCAUUUACAUUCCUUCGAGAUCCGUGGAAUUGGCUGGAUUUCAUGGUGAUCAGCAUGGCAUACGCCACUGAGUUCGUUGACCUAGGCAACAUGUCUGCCCUCAGGACAUUUCGUGUACUUCGAGCCCUCAAAACAAUUACUGUGAUUCCUGGUUUGAAAACCAUUGUGGCGGCUCUGAUCCAGUCGGUGAAGAAAAUGGUGGACGUGAUGAUUCUGACCGUCUUCGCGCUGGCCGUCUUCGCCCUCGUCGGCCUUCAACUCUUCAUGGGAAACCUGCGUCAGAAAUGUGUGCGAUGGCCCCUCCAGACAAACUCCACCGCCUUUGAGACCUUGAACUCCACCGCCACAUUUAACGCCACCACAUAUUCCAACGGCACCUUCGAUUUCAACGACUAUAUUGAAAACAUAGAGAAUCACUAUUAUGUGGAAGGCAGCCUGGACGCUCUCCUUUGUGGAAACAGCUCUGACGCUGGAAAGUGCCCGGAGGGAUACACGUGCAUGAAGGCUGGGAGGAACCCCAACUAUGGCUACACCAGUUUUGACUCUUUUGGCUGGGCCUUCCUGGCCCUCUUCAGACUCAUGACCCAGGACUACUGGGAGAACCUUUUCCAGCUGGUCCUGCGGGCGGCCGGUAAGACGUACAUGCUGUUCUUUGUGGUUAUCAUCUUUCUGGGCUCCUUCUACCUCAUCAAUCUGAUCCUGGCUGUGGUGGCCAUGGCGUAUGAAGAACAGAAUCAGGCCACUCAGCGAGAGGCCGUGGAGAAAGAGGAGGAGUUCCAGCAGCUACUGGAGCAACUCAAGAACCAGGAAGAGGCUAAAGCUCUUGGGAGCCGGGCCACUCUAACCAGUAAGGAAUCGCUGAGUCGUCACACCAUUUCUGAGUUGACAGAGGAUGAGCAGAGCCUUGAACGUGACGAAAUCAUCAAGGAUUGCAACGGGAGAAUUAUUCCUCGUCUGUUAGUCAGAGUGCCCACCAUGGUCCAGUCGGCCGAAGUUUACGAACUGAGAGAGAAGUCUUUAGGCUCCGUGCACAGCAUGCAUCAUCUGGAGGAACCGGGUCUGACUCGGAGGACCGCGAGUGCUCUGACGGUGCUCACCGUGGCUGCUUUGGAAGAGUUGGAGGAGGCUCAGAGGCCGUGCCCACCCGCCUGGUACAAGUUUGCUGACACGUUCCUGAAGUGGGACUGCCACCCGCAAUGGGUGCGCUGCAAAAAGUGGGUGCUCUUUGUGGUGAUGGACCCCUUUGUUGACUUGGGCAUCACCAUCUGCAUCGUGCUCAACACCCUCUUCAUGGCCAUGGAGCAUUACCCCAUGACCGAGGAGUUUGACCACAUGCUCUCCGUGGGGAAUCUGGUCUUCACUGGGAUAUUCACAGCCGAGAUGUUCUUCAAGCUGAUCGCCAUGGAUCCCUACUACUACUUUCAAGUCGGCUGGAACAUUUUCGACAGCAUCAUCGUUACCCUCAGUCUGGUGGAGCUGGGGCUGGCAAACGUCCAGGGCCUGUCCGUCCUCAGGUCCUUCCGUCUGCUCCGUGUCUUCAAACUGGCAAAGUCCUGGCCCACGCUCAACAUGCUGAUCAAGAUUAUCGGCAACUCGGUGGGAGCUUUGGGAAACCUGACGUUGGUGCUGGCCAUCAUCGUCUUCAUCUUCGCCGUGGUGGGUAUGCAGCUCUUUGGCAAGAACUACAAGGAGUGCGUGUGCAAGAUCUCCUCGGACUGCGAGCUGCCGCGCUGGCACAUGAACGACUUCUUCCACUCGUUCCUCAUCGUUUUCCGCAUCCUGUGUGGGGAGUGGAUCGAGACCAUGUGGGACUGCAUGGAGGUGGCCGGGACUGGGAUGUGCUUGGUUGUCUUCAUGAUGGUCAUGGUCAUUGGAAAUCUCGUGGUGUUGAACCUUUUUCUGGCCUUGCUGCUCAGCUCGUUCAGCGGGGACAACCUCUCCACCGGGGACGAAGACGGGGAGAUGAACAAUCUCCAGAUCGCCAUCGGCAGGAUCACGCGAGGCGUCGAGUGGUUCAAAGCGUUUGUCGUUCGAACCGUCCUUCGGAUUCUGGGCAAAAAGCGCAAUGAGGCAGGGGAGGACGAGACGCGUGACGAGGACCCUAAAAUGGAGACAUUGGAAAUGAACCACAUGGACGCCGGUCAGAGUUUCAAAAUGUCCGAUGGGAUACAUAAUUGUUUAGUUGAUGGCCGGCCGUCUGGAUUCAUUGUGGACGAAAAGGUCAGCAUCGACGUGCCGAUCGCUCAUGCCGAGUCAGACUUUGAAAACCUGAGCGAGGACGACGAUGGUACUGAUGACUCAGAGGUAUCAGACGAGGACAAGUAUCAGGGAAACUUAGAAGAUGAAAGUGGCAUGCAGCGAAAUGUCAAACUGAUGGGUGCUUUGAAUGAUGGGGAUUCUUCAGUGUGUAGCACGGUGGACUACCAGCCACCCGAGCCCGAACCAGAGGAAGAGGAGGAAGAGGAGCCGGAUCCCGUGGAGCCGGAGGCCUGCUUCACCGACGAGUGUGUGAGGCGCUGGCCGUGUCUGUCGGUGGACAUCACCCAGGGUAAAGGCAAGAAAUGGUGGAACCUCCGCAGGGCUUGCUUCACGAUUGUGGAGCACGACUGGUUUGAAACCUUCAUCGUCUUCAUGAUCCUGCUCAGCAGCGGAGCUCUGGCCUUUGAGGAUAUAUACAUAGAGAAACGCCGAACAAUCAAAAUCAUUUUGGAGUUCGCUGACAAAGUGUUCACCUACGUCUUCAUCAUCGAGAUGCUCCUUAAGUGGGUGGCAUACGGCUUCAAGACCUACUUCACAAACGCUUGGUGCUGGUUAGACUUUUUCAUUGUAGAUAUUUCCCUGAUUAGUUUGGCUGCCAACUGGAUGGGAUACUCCGACCUCGGACCCAUCAAGUCCCUCAGGACUCUCAGGGCACUGAGGCCCCUUCGUGCGCUGUCGAGAUUUGAAGGGAUGAGGGUGGUGGUGAACGCUCUGGUCGGAGCGAUUCCCUCCAUCUUCAACGUGCUGCUGGUGUGCCUCAUCUUCUGGCUCAUCUUCAGCAUCAUGGGAGUUAACCUGUUUGCCGGGAAGUUCUACCGCUGCGUCAACACCACCACUGGGGAGCUGUUCCCCAUGACGCAGGUCAACAACAGGAGCGACUGCAUGGCCGUCAAGGAGGCCACGCGGGACGCCCGCUGGGUCAACGUCAAGGUCAACUAUGACAACGUGGGACAAGGUUACCUGUCCCUGCUUCAAGUGUCGACCUUCAAAGGCUGGAUGAACAUCAUGUAUGCCGCCGUCGACUCAAGAGAGGUAGAGGAGCAGCCUUCUUAUGAGAUCAACCUCUACAUGUACAUUUACUUUGUCAUCUUCAUCAUCUUCGGCUCUUUCUUCACACUCAACCUCUUCAUUGGUGUCAUUAUUGACAACUUUAACCAGCAAAAGAAGAAGUUUGGAGACAAAGACCUCUUCAUGACCGAGGAGCAAAAAAAGUACUACGAAGCCAUGAAGAAACUUGGAUCCAAGAAGCCACAGAAGCCAAUUCCACGUCCAACGAACCUGAUCCAGGGGCUGGUGUUUGAUUUCAUCAGUCAGCAGUUCUUUGACAUCUUCAUCAUGGUGCUCAUCUGCCUCAACAUGGUGACCAUGAUGGUGGAGACGGACAACCAGAGUGCGGAGAAGGACGAUUUCCUCUUCAAAGUAAACGUGGCGUUCAUCGUGGUGUUCACCGGCGAGUGCACUCUGAAGCUCUUUGCCCUGCGACAAUACUUCUUCACCAACGGGUGGAACGUUUUUGACUUUGUCGUGGUCAUCUUGUCCAUAGCUGGUACGAUGCUCUCAGACAUAAUCGAGAAGUACUUUGUGUCACCAACUUUGUUCAGAGUGAUCCGACUGGCCAGAAUAGGCAGGAUCCUGCGUCUCAUCAAAGGAGCGAAGGGCAUUCGGACGCUUCUCUUCGCUCUGAUGAUGUCACUUCCCGCUCUAUUCAACAUUGGCCUCCUGCUCUUCCUCAUCAUGUUCAUCUUCUCCAUAUUCGGCAUGUCGAACUUUGCCUACGUCAAAAAGGAGGCCGGAAUCGACGACGUCUUUAACUUCGAGACGUUCGGCGGCAGCAUCAUCUGCCUGUUUGAGAUCACCACCUCCGCCGGCUGGGACGGGCUCCUACUCCCGAUGCUGAACAAGGAGUUUCCGGACUGCGACCCGGACAUCGAGAACCCGGGCACGGGAGUGAAGGGUAACUGCGGCAACCCGCUCAUGAGCAUGACCUUCUUCUGCGGCUACAUCAUUGUCUCCUUCCUGGUGGUGGUCAACAUGUACAUCGCCAUCAUCUUGGAGAACUUCAACGCGGCGCAGGAGGAGAGCGGCGACGCGCUCUGCGAGGACGACUUCGAGAUGUUCAACGAGACGUGGGAGAAGUUCGACCUGGACGCGACCAUGUUCAUCGAGUACGGCCGGCUCUCGGAUUUCUGCGACGCCUUGCAGCAGCCGCUGAGGGUGGCGAAGCCCAACCGCCUCCGCUUGAUCGAAAUGGAUCUGCCCCUGGUCAUCGGCGACCGGAUCCACUGCCUGGACGUCCUGCUGGCCGUCACGCAGAUGGUCCUGGGAGACACGGUGGAGAUGGCGGCGAUGCGCGAGAGCAUCCAGGCCAAGUUCAUCCUCAGCAACCCCACCUCGGACUCGUUCGCGCCGAUCACCACCACGGUGCGCCACAAGGAGGAGCAGGCGGCCGCCGCCGUCGUCCAGAGGGCCUUCCGCAGGCACCUCCUGAGGCGCUGCGUGCGCCACGCCGCCCUCAUGCACCGCCGCAAGACGGCGGGCGGGAAGGAAGGAGGCGACGACCAACCGGACGAGGACGACUUGCUAGCGCGGAGGAUGCGAGUGCUCUAUGGGAGUGACACGGGAGCCCCGGGCGGGCCGGACGACCACGAGACAAAUGUGGCGGGCGUUCCCGUGGAGAUGAGCGGUGAGGUGUUGUUACAUUCUGCCCCCGACCCUCACCUGUGCACCCUACACGCAUAUCUGAGGGAGACAAUGGUGUAAGAAGCAGAAGGCGACUGUCACGUUGUUGUUGUUUUUUUUCCACCGGUCAAGGAGUGUGUCGCCCACAUUAAAGAGUCACUGCUUAUGAAUGUUGAAACUGUAUUUUGACAAACUGAACAAAUAAUUCCUGUCUUUUUUUUCAUGCGAUAUUCAAGUCGUUCUGGGAGUUUGAGGUUGAAGCUGCAGUUCAUGUAUUUCCUUGGAUAAUAAUCAUAAAGAUAUCGACAUGCAUAACCACUGUUAAUGCUAAAAGAGAACUACUGAAAAAAUGUUCACAUAUUAAAAAAUAACAUCAUAGCAAAUGUUAAAAUAGCUUUAUAGUAAAACAUUUUAAGAUAAAUCACCUUGUAUGUCUGAAAAUAGUAUUUUUUAUAUGAGCAGAAAUUUAAUUCACACUGCGGUUGAAGUCCUCUUUUAGGCCUACAAUACAUUUGUACGGUUAUUAUUACCACUAAACAAAAUCAUGGGUCACAGUUUUUAACCAAAGAGUAACUUGAACAACACCUGGCCAGGAGUCCACUCAAAAUUAAGCGACAGAUCCUAUUCACGUUUACAUUAAGUCUGAUUUAAGUGAAAUUAUUUUAAUGAGACACUAAAACGUUUUCAGUGGUGGAGUUAUUUUUGUACAAGGCUCCUCAUCACAUUCAUCCCUGCCAGUGAAACCCUGCUCUCUGUCCUUCUUUAUUAGUUAACAAGAACGCCAGCCAGCGAGUGCGGUUAGCGUCUGAAGGCCCAGUUUAUAUUGCACUAUUUAUACCCCUCCCAGGUCGGGUCAGAGCAAAGCGAGAGACCUUCCUGUUUUCUGAUUUCACCACUGAUCUAUGCAUGUCUUUUAAAUUGUUUUGUCUCCUCUGUUUUUCACCUUGGCUAGAUGUGAAAACUCUAAGCGAGCAGUAACAGGUUCUACAUUUCAGGAUUUAGAACUGACUUUAAACUUAAGAUGUGGAGUUUACAUUAACAGAAAUAUAUUUGUCUACUUGAUAACAAGUCUAGCAAUAAUCUACAUACCUCCAGUGAAUUUUUAGUUCUACCUCUGAUUGCAUUAAUUCAAUUAUAUUGAAACAUUUAGAAGACAUAAGUCUGUCCUUGCGUGGACAAGAUCACUUGCUCCUGUUUUAAGUCUUAACAGAAUUUAAAACGUCUUACUCCGAAUAGACUCACAUGAACAACAAAGGCACUUUCACAGUUUUCUUUUCUUUUUUUUGAUUUUUAAUAAACAAAAGAAGGUUGUUUAUGCGUUCCGAAGAGUUUUAACAGCAACCCGACAAAACCGACUCUGGAUGUUGGCGUCUCUUUGUCUUACCCGGCUGCCUGAUGUGAUGUCUUGUCUUCUGUCAUGUGAGAUCGAUUUUAAGGUCUCCUCUGAUGCUCCAACUCACAAGAUGGUCUCCUCCUUUUGUUUACAUUUCUAAUGGAGGGAGAACUUAACCGGUACACCCACAGCCCGUGCUGCUUGUAUAUACACCUUUCUGUUCUUUCUUUCUUUUCUCUAUUGAGUAUUUAUAUCAUUUUGUUAUUGUAAAAAAAAGUAUAUUGUGGGAAUAAAACAUUACUAUUGGAAUAAAAGUAGGCUGCGAGUUGUGA
Molecule: messenger RNA, 7341 nt
Organism: Gasterosteus aculeatus aculeatus (three-spined stickleback)
Lineage: Eukaryota; Metazoa; Chordata; Actinopteri; Perciformes; Gasterosteidae
Source: RefSeq, a predicted model, not a curated record